Molecule: messenger RNA, 1863 nt
Organism: Gopherus flavomarginatus (Mexican gopher tortoise)
Lineage: Eukaryota; Metazoa; Chordata; Testudines; Testudinidae
Gene: TMEM38A
Product: transmembrane protein 38A
Exons: 6
Coding region: 95-973 (292 amino acids)
Biological process (GO): potassium ion transmembrane transport
Cellular component (GO): membrane
Molecular function (GO): potassium channel activity; identical protein binding
Source: RefSeq, a predicted model, not a curated record
AGUCCGGCAGCGGGCGGGCGCUCCAGUCCCGUGAGCUCCGAGCGCUGCCGGCUUCCCAGCGCUGCUCCCUGCCCGGGUCGGGGAGGCUGCGGCCAUGGAGCUAGCGGGGGCCCUGCAGCUCGGGGAGCUGGCGGCCGCCUUCGCCCGGGUGCCUGUCUUUCCGCUCUUCGACCUGGGCUACUUCAUCGCCUCCAUCCUCUACCUGAAGUACGAGCCAGGAGCUGUUGAGAUGUCCCAUCAGAGCCCUGUUGCCUCAUGGCUUUGUGCUAUGCUUCAUUGCUUUGGAAGUUAUAUUCUUGCUGAUAUGUUACUUGGGGAAGCUCCUAUUGAUUAUUUCAGCAAUAACUCUAGUGUGCUCCUGGCCACGGCAGUAUGGUACUUGAUUUUCUUCUGCCCCAUGAACCUCUUCUACAAGUGUGUCAGCUUCUUGCCUGUGAAGCUCAUCUUUGUGGCAAUGAAGGAGGUGGUUAGAGUUCGUAAAAUUGCUGUUGGGAUCCACCACGCUCACCACCAUUACCACCAUGGGUGGUUCAUUAUGGUGGUUACUGGAUGGGUCAAAGGUUCUGGCAUUAACCUGGUGUCUAAUUUUGAGCAGCUGCUGCGUGGAGUCUGGAAGCCAGAAACAAAUGAAAUUAUUCAUAUGACCUUCCCAACAAAAGCCAGUCUGUAUGGAGCAAUCCUCUUCACCCUGCAGCAGACUCACUGGCUCCCCAUCUCUAAAGCCAACCUCAUCUUCUUCUUCACCAUGUUUAUGAUUGUUUGCAAGGUGUUUAUGGCUGCAACUCACUCGCAUACCUCGCCGUUUGCUCCAAUAGAAGGCUUCAUCUGCCCAGUACUCUUUGGCUCUGCUUCUAGUGGGCACAACAGUCACCAUGACCACCAUGAGGAUUCCCAUGAUACUUCCCCUCCUGCGAAAUCUAAGGAGGAGCUGAAUGAAGGCACACGGAAACGGAAAGCGAAAAAGGCUGAAUAAGCGAGAUCAAAUACACGUGGUGAACAAGCCAAGGAAGAAUCUCACAGAGCUGCACUGAAGUCAUCUCCAAGCCACCUGUGACCUCAUAUAUCCGCCAAUCCCUGAGGUUUCAAAAGAGAGAGAUGGAAAUCAGGACACUGCCAGAUGGAUCCCUGAAUUUCAUCCAUGCGCUUCACCCUGUUGCUAGCUUCAUGAUCUUUGUCUCUACAUCUAUUUUCAAGAGGGUUUUAAAUUUGUGCCAGGCUGAGGUUUGGGUACAAGUUCCCAGCCCACCAACAAUUAUGAAAGCAUUUUGUUAUUAUACAAUUCCUACUGCCCUCCUGUUUGCGCCUCUCCUGCCCCCCAUCAUUGAAGGGGCUGUUUUGUGUUCCUCCAACUCACAAAUUCCUUAAAAAGAAAAUGAAAUACUUAGAAACAGCUGAAUAUGGAAAUUUGCUGAAAAAUCCAAACAGUAAAUUAUCUCAUGUGAAGCUGAGCUCAUACAUUUCAGCUCCCAUACUUGCAAAGUAUCCCAUGAUGUAGGGCUUCAAACUAAUAUGGUAUAUUUUAUAUGCCUGAUGGGCCUCGCCAAGUACCACUUGGGUAAUUACAUUUUUCUCAUCUAAAUUCCCCCUGCAAUUCUUAAUUGAUACAACUUCUUCACUUCCUUAACUUAAAUGUUUACACGUUUUGAAGAUGUAAAAUGCUGUAAAUGUGCUAUAUUCAUACUGUUACUAUCUUACACAGUUGGGUAGUGUUGUUAGCUGUUAACUCUAAUUGCCAACAACUUUCUGCCCCACCCCAGAGCUGACUGCAUUUCAUUGGGGAGGUGAAAUGAUCCCUAGAGUUUGGAUACUGGUUUGUUUGUAAACUACUUUGGAAUCCUGACAAUACAAGCACAAUCUAAAUGA